Danio aesculapii is the source of this 3383-nucleotide messenger RNA. Its product is annotated as gastrula zinc finger protein XlCGF26.1-like. Gene Ontology annotation, molecular function: RNA polymerase II cis-regulatory region sequence-specific DNA binding; DNA-binding transcription factor activity, RNA polymerase II-specific. Gene Ontology annotation, cellular component: nucleus. The transcript has 3 exons. The coding region runs from base 181 to 1452 and encodes 423 amino acids. Lineage: Eukaryota; Metazoa; Chordata; Actinopteri; Cypriniformes; Danionidae. Gene Ontology annotation, biological process: central nervous system development; regulation of transcription by RNA polymerase II. The record is from RefSeq and is a predicted model, not a curated record.
CCCAUGGCUCUCAGUCUGAGGCGGAGAGUGCAGAGCUUUGCUGUUAGCUGUUUAAUUCCACUUAUGUUACGGGUGUUGUGCGUCUAUUCAGAUGAAGCUCCUCCUCCUCAAUUUCAGCUAUAAACACAGGAAUUUUCCCAUCAGGCUCCAGUGAAGAGUUUAUUGACGGACAGCGAGAACAUGAGUGAUCCAGAACCCUGCAAAAUUAAAAAUGAAGACUCUGAACAACAAAUAGACCUAAUUGAAGAGAAUGAGGGGAGUAAAGAGGAGAAACAUCAUGUCAAAAUUGAGGAAAAAGCUCAUUUAGAGACUGAUGGUAUUUUAAAAAAGAGAGGCAAAAAUCGUUUCACCUGCACUCAGUGUGGAAAGAGUUUGGCAGACAAAAGCAAACUUAAGAUUCACAUGAUGAACCACACUGGAGAGAAACCAUUCACAUGCACUCAGUGUGGGAAGAGUUUCAGCCAAUCAUCACACCUUAAUCAACACAAGAGGAUCCACACUGGAGAGAGACCAUUCACAUGUUCUCAGUGUGGGAAGUGUUUUAAUUGCUCAUCACACCUUAAUAAACACACAAGGAUCCACACUGGAGAGAGACCAUUCACAUGUUCUCAGUGUGGGAAGAGUUAUAACUGCUCAUCACACCUUAAUAAACACAUGAGGAUCCACACUGGAGAGAAACCAUUCACAUGCACUCAGUGUGGGAAGAGUUUCAUCCAAUCAUCAUCCCUUAAUAAACACAUGAGGAUCCACACCGGAGAGAAACCAUUCAUAUGCACCCAGUGUGGGAAGAGUUUCAGCCAAUCAUCAUCUCUUAAUCAACACAUUAGGAUCCACACUGGAGAGAAACCAUUCACAUGCACUCAGUGUGGGAAGAGUUUCAGCCGAUCAAUGUUCCUUAAUAAACACAUGACAGUCCACACUGGAGAGAAACCAUUCACGUGCACUCAGUGUGGGAAGAGUUUCAGCCAAUCAUCACACUUUAAUCUACACACGAGGAUCCACACUGGAGAGAAACCAUUCACAUGCACUCAGUGUGGGAAGAGUUUCAGCCAAUCAUCGAACUUUAAUAAACACAUGAGGAUCCACACUGGAGAGAAACCAUUCACAUGCACUCAGUGUGGGAGAAGUUUCAGCCACUUAUCACACCUUAAUCAACACAUGAGGAUCCACACUGGAGAGAAACCAUUCACAUGCAUUCAAUGUGGGAAGAGUUUCAGCCAAUCAUCAUCCCUUAAUCAACACAUGAUUAUCCACACUGGAGAGAAACCAUUCACAUGCACUCAGUGUGGAAAGAGUUUUACCUGCUCAUCAUACCUUAAUAUACACAUGAGGAUCCACACUGGAGAGAAACCAUUCACAUGCACUCAGUGUGGGAAGAGUUUCAGCCGAUCAUCGUCCCUUAAUCUACACAUGAUGAGCCACACUAGAGAGAAACCAUUUACUUGCACUUAAGCCACGGUCACACUGGACUUUUCUUCCCAUAGACUUUCAUUCAUACGCAUGCGAAUGAGUCAGGUUGGAAACCAAGUUUGUGCGUCAAGUUUCGCAGUUCACUGCGUUCCAAAGUUCAAGCUUGGUUAACUCUGACCUACGAAAUCACAUCACUUGACUGUGUGAGACCAAUCGAAGAUCAAAACAUGACCUCUCUGGAAAAAAAUGUAAAAUAUGGACCAAUCGCUCACUUUUCAAUGUCUAAUCAUCUUGUUUAAUCCCGCCCCUUUUUGCAGCGCUGUACAACAGAAUUUCGCAUGCUCAAACUCUAGUGGGACCGCAGCUUCAGUGUGGGAUGAGUUUCGGCAACUCUUCAGAGCUUAAAGGGCACCUAUGGUGAAAAAUCUACUUUUUAAGCUGUUUGGACAGACAUGUGUGUAGGUAUAGUGUAUAGACCGUCAUACUGGGGUGAUAUAAACACACCCAGUCCUUUUUUUUUCAAUUUAAAAACAUAAAAACGGUGGACCAAUUGGAGCGGUUUUCAGUGCGACCGCAACUUGACGUAGGAGUGCGGUCCCCCCACCCACCAAUAUUGAUUGACAGGUGUUAUUACCAUAUUCUCGGUUUGUUGUUUCAUGUCCGCCAUUUUCAGCGUGUGAGUCAAAGCGAUAUCACUAAAGGAACACCCUUGCUCUAUUUUUAGAUGCAAGGCUCAUUGGGCUCAACACAAGAUCAGUAUUCUACACAUUAUCGCUCUAAUCGUAAUUAUUGUUUGUACCUUUAGGUAGGUUUGCAAACAUGUGUACUUUUCAUUGUGUCUACCUAAAACUGCAGGCGUUCGCAUUUCUCACGUUCACAGAAGCUCCCUUUGAUCAUAACUAGGUGCAGCUGUAAAGUGCAUUCACGGUGCCUCAAGUGCGCGUCUCUCCAUUGGAAAUAAUAUAACUAACUUGCCUGCAGGUCGCACACCAGAAGCGCCGUCGCGGCACCCAGCACGAUUCGGGACACUUCAUGUUUCGCUCAUUCGGCGCAGCUUAAGAAACACAUGGACAAAAAGUUGCACACAUGACAUGAAUACAGCAAAACAUUCUCAUGUGCACAGGAUGUUUCGUGUCUGAAUAUUGUUUGAAAAGGCUGAGUGACGGUAUACUGUUUUCCAACACUCCUACACUGCAGUAGGUGGGGUUGUAAAUGUGUUGUAAUCUUUGCGUUUAUCGUAAACAAUGAUGGUGGCUGAGAGAAGAACAGUUUCAUAAACAUCUGACAAACGGCAAGUGAUUGUACAGGUGCGGAUACAUCUGUACUCUACUCUCCAGUGUAUUCAUGUAGCUAGUGUUGUUUUGGAUGAUGUUCUCUGUCUGACUCCCUGAAUGAGAAACAUCACUUGAAAGACACCGCUCAUCAAAGAAGGUGGAGCUCCAGGAUGGUUAGUUUGCAGUAUACCAGGGCCUCAAGUUUAGAAAGCCCAUUCAAUUGUCCUGUGUUGCAUGUUUUAUUAGUAAAGUUUCUUUACUUUUAGGUUCAAGAUUCUUUCUAGUUUACUACAUGUACUUUUUUAAGUAGAAUACAAACUUGAUGAAUAUUCUAUUAUUUAGGCAGAGUGACGGGUAUUAAGUUUUACAAUAUUAAUACACUGUGAUGAUCCCAAGACUCCAGACUGGAGUAUGUGGUAAAUCCUGAUUGGACGUCUGCAUUACUCAUCAAUGGGUAUAUAAAAGUUGUUGUGCUAGCUACCCCAGGGCGCUGUGGCUACUCAGGAGUCCUCAUGUCAGGACCUGCCAUUUCAUUGACUCUUUAACCUUAUGGUUUUGUUUUGCAUUACUUGUAUCAUGUAGUUAAAGUGUUGUUGUGAUUAUAUCCUAAGUUCUUUAUCUUCAGUAUUAUCCCUAGACAUUUGUUGGUUGCUUUGAUUGAUCGUUCUAGGAGUUACAUUUUAUAAUAAAUAAUUUGCA